Molecule: messenger RNA, 2493 nt
Organism: Syngnathoides biaculeatus (alligator pipefish)
Lineage: Eukaryota; Metazoa; Chordata; Actinopteri; Syngnathiformes; Syngnathidae
Gene: arr3b
Product: arrestin 3b, retinal (X-arrestin)
Exons: 15
Coding region: 1363-2493 (376 amino acids)
Biological process (GO): visual perception; G protein-coupled receptor internalization; signal transduction
Molecular function (GO): G protein-coupled receptor binding
Source: RefSeq, a predicted model, not a curated record
CUGGGGAAAGCAAAUUCACGCAAAACAGUUAGAAGGACCUUAUUAUAAGAUAUACUUUAUGCAACAUCUAUCCAUCCUCCUUAACACGUUACUUUAUUUGGGAGAAAAACAUCUCUCCUGUGAGACGUGACGUGCCGACUCAGUUUGAAGUUUAGGUAACAGUCUGUGUGCUGUUUUUCUGGCAAACUGAACGUGAAUUUACUCUGGGAACGCCUCAUGAGGUAAAAAUGGAAAAAGGUUUGCACUUCAGAUUGUCACUAUACAAGGAAAAGAUAUGCUUUGCCAAACAAUAUGCCUGCAAAGUGAGGGCUUGUCCUGCAUCCAGGACCCAGAACCUAAAUGGUUUGCUUUCAGGUUCCUGAAAUUAUCUAUGCUUUGCUUGCGGUUUAAUGCAAAUUGGAUCUUGGCUUUAAGAUACACACUGUAUAUAACACUAAAGUGUACAGGCCACGUCUAUCGCACUGGUAGCAGCGCUAAAGAUUUGUUGCAGCGCUUCAACUGAAUCACGGCCAACAUUGUCAUUAUCCUUGACUGUAAAGGUGUCAAAAUCUUCCGCAAAAUCCACCUCACGCAUUAAUUAAUCCAUUACACUUGGCUGAAGAAGCGUGAAAAUCCAGCAAUGAUCCACCCACAGAUUCUCCAAAGACGCCUUGUGCCAAAUAAGUGAGUGAUGCGUGGGCAGAUCACAGUACGUAUUGGUCCUGACCCACAGGCCGGGUUAAAAACCUCCAUGAGACUGGCGUCACUAAACAGUCCAUUAGGUACACAAUCUCGUGAAAUCCAAAGUACCUCAACAUUCACAUAAGGCCUAUUCAUAAGGCUAUCUUGGAAGAUUAGUUGUCUUCUUGUAGCACUUAAAAACCCAUCAUUAAAUAUGAUUAUUAGAAUUAGACCAUAUGGUUUGUGUGUGGGUUUUACUAUAAGGAAAUACUAACAGUAUUAUUUAAGUUAUGUGGCAUAGAAUUUGUCAGUUAAGAAAGGACAGGAAAAAGGCGGCCCAUGGCUUUUUCUUUCAAAGUCAUACAACUCGUAAAUUAUUUUUAGACACUGUGAGCGCCGAAAUCGCAAUGUUGUAAUCAAUUAAUCAGAUUUAGUCCAAAAGAACCUUCUUUGAAAUGCGGUUUAAGCUGAAGAGAUGGCCGUGGAGGUCAAGGGUCAAACUAUAAAGAUGACGGGGAGGGAGUGACCGACACAGACUGCGCACUGUCAACGGACAAAUACGGACACAGGAGAAGACUGACAAAGCUGAGUGAGUCGAUUUUAUUCAUGAGGCAAGAUGAAUUAAUUGUCGUGAUGUAGGAGAUAUUAAUAUUUGACUUGGAUUUAUUUUUGUCACAUUGGCAGACUGCCUUCACCUUCAACAUGUCAAAAGUUUUCAAGAAGACGAGUGGAAAUGGGCAUAUUGCCUUGUACUUGGGGAAAAGAGACUUUGUGGACAAUGUGGAUUCAGUGGAAGUGGUUGAUGGAGUGGUUAAAGUGGACCCUUCUGGACUUGAUGGGAGAAAAGUAUUCGUAUACCUGGCUUGUGCCUUCCGUUAUGGAAGUGAAGAUUUGGACGUGAUCGGCUUGUCCUGCAGGAAAGAUAUCUGGAUCAAUCGUGUUCAGGUGUAUCCGGCCACCGACGACAGCUCAUCAAAAUCAGCAAUGCAGGAAUCCCUCAUGAAGAAGGUCGGAGAGCAAGGGUGUCCCUUUGCCUUCCAGAUGCCAACAAACCUCCCGUGCUCCGUCUCCUUACAGCCUGGACCGAAUGAUGCUGGCAAGGCUUGCGGGGUGGACUUUGAGGUUAAAGCGUACAUUGCCAACGAAGCAAACAGUGCUACCGAAACCAUUGAGAAGAAGGACACUUGUCGCCUGAUGAUUCGAAAAAUCCAGUUUGCGCCAACCAAAAACAAUGCUGGACCGAAGGCCGAAAUCAACAAGCAGUUCAUGAUGUCAGACAAACCGAUUCACAUGGAAGCCUCACUUGACAAAGAGGUCUAUUAUCACGGUGAUCCUAUCACUGUUAACGUCAACGUCAACAAUGAAACCACUAAAGUUGUGAAGAAAAUCCAAAUCGUGGUCGAGCAGCUGACAAGUGUGGUGCUGUAUUCGUCCGACACUUACACAAAGGCAGUAUGCACAGAGGAGUUUGGAGAGACAAUAAAUGCCAACUCCACAUUCGAAAAGUCCUUCCAAGUGACCCCGCUGCUGGCCAACAACAAAGAGAAGCGAGGACUGUCAGUGGACGGGCGGCUAAAAGACGAGGACACAAACCUGGCCUCCACUACCUUGAGUCAAGAUAAUAAGGAGAUGCAAGGAAUCGUCGUCUCCUAUAAAAUCAAAGUCAACCUGAUUGUGUCUGGUGGAGGCCUGCUCGGGGGGCUGACAUCGAGCGAUGUCACAGUGGAGCUCCCUUUGACGCUGAUGUCCCCAAAGCCAGCAGAACGGACAUCGCCAUUGAGCCCAUGGACGAAUAAGAGACGUCGCCCGGUGGCAGAACAACAACGGGACUAA